This is a messenger RNA of Durio zibethinus, 1509 nucleotides long. RefSeq names its product protein transport protein SFT2-like. NCBI's taxonomy places the organism in Eukaryota, Viridiplantae, Streptophyta, Magnoliopsida, Malvales, Malvaceae. The record is from RefSeq and is a predicted model, not a curated record. Gene Ontology annotation, biological process: vesicle-mediated transport. Gene Ontology annotation, cellular component: membrane.
UUUUCUAUAUCCCUCCUUUUUCUUUUUGGAUUUUAUUUUACGAUGAUCAAAGAAUUAGGAAAGGCUCGGGUUUUCAUUGGGCUGCCCCCAGGUAUCAGAAAUUCCAAUAAAUACCCAAUAACCAUUGACAAAUACGACGCCGUUACCUUGUCAAGCUACGAACAAGAAUCGUCAACUUCCUUCAUUGCUAAGCUCCCUCUCAGGACAUUUAUUCACAUACAGCAACCUCACCACUCCCAUGCCUUAACUAAUCCAAAAAUAAAUAAAUCCAACAAAAAAGGCUGAACCUUUAGAGCUGCUUGUUUCCAAGAAACCAUUAAUAAGCGAAAAAAAAUGCAAGCUUGGUUCUCAGGGGGCAGUAGCGGAGGUGAGGGGCAGGGAAAAGAAGGGCCAUCUCUUUUAGCAGAUUGGAACUCAUAUGCAGCUUCAAGAGAAGCAGAAGAGGGCACAGCAACUGGGUUUGGGUUUGAUCUUGAGUCUGCUGUGAGGUCUGCCAAUGAUACUGUCACUGGUACCUUCAAUGUUGUUUCAAAAGGGGUGAGAGAUCUUCCUGGGAAUCUCCAAUCUGCCACAAGUAGUGUCCCUUCAGGAAAAGCACUUAUCUAUUUUGGUUUACUUUUGGCGACUGGGGCCUUUUUUAUUUUCAUCGCUUUUACCAUGUUUCUUCCGAUCAUGGUCCUCAUGCCCCAGAAAUUUGCAAUCUGCUUUACCCUUGGAUGUGGCUUUAUCAUUGGCUCAUUUUUUGCUCUAAGAGGCCCAAAGAAUCAGUUUGCUCACAUGUCAUCAAGAGAGAGGCUUCCUUUUACAUUGGGAUUUAUUGGAAGUAUGGUGGGUACCAUAUAUGUUUCCAUGGUGCUUCACAGUUACAUUCUUUCUGUGCUCUUUUCUGUGUUACAGGUUCUUGCGCUUGUAUACUAUGCUAUUUCUUACUUCCCUGGUGGAUCUGCUGGGCUGAAAUUUCUCACAUCUGCUCUUACCUCUUCAGUAACAAGAUGUUUCGGGAGGUGACCUCUGUCACUUUGCCUUGUAUAGUUAAGACAUUAAAUGGUCUUUUAGCUACAUUGCUGUAGUUUCCUGAAAAAACUGUGAAGAGUGUACCUUUUAUAUGCAUCAAAUUGUUUGGAAUGGCUGAACAUCAAAAUUUGGAUGAAUUAACAGCAUUAGUUCUCACCGUUUGGGUUCUUUUCCAUUUUGUUAUAAGAGGUCAGCAAUAUGUUAAGAUCUAUACAUAUAUUCAUACCAUUGGCAUUAUCUCUGAGUCACAGUUUUAGGGAGAAAUCAUGAAUUUCACAUAGAUUGUGUAUUAGAAUUGAUCAUAAGAUAUAAGGUUUUAUAUCACUUUUAACUUGUUAGUAUCUUUUGUGAGAUAAAAUCGUGAAAUCAAAAGGAUCGAAGCGGAUAAUAUUUCAUAAAUUAAAUAUGGAUCAUAAGGAUGAUUUGGACACACAAGAAAUCAUUCUCGUGUUUUGAAAUCGUGCAAGUCACACCUGAGCCAAGCCCAAGUGACCA